AUGAAUCAUGUUUUUCGGCAAACAUUACGCGGAGUAAUACGUCUCAAUUCAAGAUCAUUUCCGUUUUCAUACCACCAUCCAUACCGACGCUGGAUGCACUCAUCAGAAUGCAGAAAUGUGAACUCGUCCCACCGUCGCAGUCACACUCUUGCGGAGUUGCGCCCUGUCCAGCCCAAGAUUGAAUCUCCCGUAAAGGAGCCGAAGAAGUCUCCUUUAUCCAUUUUACCACUUUGCAUGGUAAUACGUUCUUUUCUCAUCACAUCGAUUUAUUCUUCGUCCGUACUUCAAGAUUUAUCCCUUCGCAUUCUCUGGGUGAUCGCCCACUCAGAUAACGCUUUCCUCAAUCCGGAUAGGAAUUUCAUUCUCAACUUCCUGCUCAGAAAGUCCUUCUACGCUCAGUUUUGCGCUGGCGAGACUCAUGCUCAAGUAAAAUCUACUGUCAAGCGUUUGAGAGACAUUGGGUUUGGGGGAGUUAUCUUGACGCACGCCAAAGAAGCAGUCCCUCAGGAUGACGCAAAGAGUGCAUCUAUCCUCGAUCCAAGUAUAGAAACAUCUCAUGAUAUCACGGCCGACAUUAUACCAUGGGUGAACAGUAUCGUUGAGACUAUCAACAUGGCUGAUCCUGGCAAUUAUGUUGCACUCAAACUCUCUGGUGCUGGCCGUCUAGCAUUAUACAACUUGUCUCGGAACAAGAAUCCCUCUCCGUAUCUCUCGAAAUCCCUGGACGACAUUUGUAACCUAGCUCGACAACGACAUGUCAGUAUCCUUGUUGAUGCCGAGCACGAUGUGCAACAAGAGGGGAUUGACAGCUGGACCAUGACUUUUGCUCGCCGACACAACACUGAUACCGCAAUAAUCUAUGGGACCUACCAGGCCUACAAAAAGGUUACACCGGCGACUAUUUCGCGGCAUCUUGCAGAAGCUCAGGAAGGCGGCUUUGCUCUUGGUGUGAAACUUGUACGCGGAGCUUACCUCGGUUCUGAUCCUCGAGAAUGCUUCUACGAUACCAAGUUCGAGACAGAUAAUUGCUACAAUUCGAUCUCCGAGUCUGUUCUUACUCGACAAUGGAGUCCAGUCGUUUGCGGGAAUGGGAAUUUCCCAGACACUCACCUUGUUCUGGCUACCCAUAAUGCUGAGUCUGCAUAUAAAGCCCGUACUAUCUGCAGCCGUGGCGAAGCCAAGUCGAGUAUUGUCUUUGCUCAGUUGCAGGGAAUGGCUGAUGAACUCGGAUGCGAGCUUAUACAAGCUGACUUUGGUGGCUCCCCAGUUGCUUUGCCGGCGUAUAAAUACCUUGUUUGGGGAAGUACUUCGGAGUGUAUGAAGUAUCUGUUGCGGCGUGCAUAUGAGAAUCGGGAUGCUGUUCAACGUACAAAUAGUGGUCGCAAAGCUUUGUGGUCUGAGCUUAUUCGGAGGUUCAAGUCAGCUCUGUCCCUUUCAAGCUGA
Fusarium graminearum PH-1 is the source of this 1443-nucleotide messenger RNA. RefSeq lists its product as uncharacterized. The transcript has a single exon. The coding region runs from base 1 to 1443 and encodes 480 amino acids. Gene Ontology annotation, cellular component: mitochondrion. The record is from RefSeq and is a predicted model, not a curated record. Lineage: Eukaryota; Fungi; Ascomycota; Sordariomycetes; Hypocreales; Nectriaceae. Gene Ontology annotation, molecular function: proline dehydrogenase activity; FAD binding.